AUGCGGCAAAUUUUCUGGAGAACUUCCACGACUCUGUUGGUUAUCAUCGUGAUCGGCCUGUUCGGCGUGUCAUCUGAAGUGGAUGGAGUGGAAACAGUCAGAUUCCGGCGCUACUACAGAAACGAUCAUAGGGCUCCGAGAGCAGCGACGGCGAGAAAAGAGCGGAUAUGGCCGGAGGGCAUCAUUCCGUUUGUGAUCACUUCCAACUUCUCAGGUGAGUGUUUGGUGGCGUUGCACCUGUCGAAACAGAUAGUUUAGUCAAACUCGUUUUGUUUUGUUCUGUUUUUUUUCAGGCGAGCACCAACAUCUAUUUUUGCGGGCGAUGCGUCAUUGGGAGAAUUACACGUGUGUAUCUUUUGUGCCCAGACAACCUCAUCACAAACAUUAUAUCACUUUUACCGUGGACAAGUGCGGGUAGGAUUUUUUUUCGAAAAAAAAACUGAAUUUUUCGUCUCUUUUGAAGUGGAAAAAGAACCCGAACGAAUGCGUCAUAAUAGGAUUAUUCACUUUCAAUUCAUUCUUUUCAACAUAGUUCUACAGUUGAGAAAAAACGCAUUCUCUUCCGUAAAGAAAGAGGGAAAUGUGAUAAGCAGGUGUUCUUAUCAUCGUGUGACGUGGUCCUUGACAUGUUACACCACACAAUACUCUCGGUGUCGUUCUCUGUUUCACAAUCACACAUCUUUCAUUCUUGGUUCAUUUGGAACGAGUAGGAAGAAUAUCCUAUGCAAAUCGAUUCAUUCGACACCCUCUCCUAUUUUUCCAGACAGACAUCCGGGGGUGUAGUUCUCGUUUUUAAGACCGUCUCUAAUUGGCAUCACUUUUUUCUCGCUCGAAAUGUGAGAGCAUCCACCUACAAGAAAAAAAAACAGCUAAAAGAACUCUCGGACGUACAAAAGUGCAGUUCCCUUUUCCACAUCGCUUUUUCAUGUUCAUGUAGCAAGUCCUUUAGAAUUUUCGUGAGCCUCGAUAGGAUUGAGGGUGGGAACAUGAGCCGAAAAGUUUUUAGACGGGAUUACCCGCGCCGCAAUUCGGGACGACGUCCCCCAAGGUCCUUGAGAAAUCCCCUCAUGUGUCCGGCGCCCGAGGUGUAGUCCUAAGCCAUAUUUUGAUGUCAUUCAAGUUUUCUUGGUCGCGGAUGACGAACUUGAGAUGCUUUAUGAGCUUAUGUUGCGUAGUGAAGUGGUGAAAAGUCGUAAAUCAAAAACGUUUUGAGGCAAACUUUUUUUUGAUUUAGAUGUUGCUCUUACGUCGGACGACGUGGAGAAGGUCCUCAGGCGAUUUCAAUUGGAAAAAACUGCGACAAGUUCGGAAUAGUGGUGCAUGAACUGGGACAUGUUGUAGGGUUUUGGCAUGAGCAUACAAGACCUGAUAGGGACAUGUACGUGGAUAUCUUUUACAAGAGCAUACAGACAGGUUUGUUGAUCCGCGUCAUCCUUAGCCUGCUCCUAACACAUCCUUAGGCCAGGACUACAACUUUGAAAAGUCAAAACCCGAAGAAGUGGACUCACUGGGCGAGCCCUACGACUUCUCUUCGGUACUUUUGCUCUCCCGGCUCUUCUGACUUGAUUUGACGUCCUUCAGAUUAUGCACUACGCCAGAGAUACUUUUUCAAGAGGCGCCUUCUAUGAUACCAUACUACCAAAACCCAGUUCAGGUUCCAGCACCCUUCCAUUCAAAGUUUGAAUGGAAAAACCAUCCAAAAUGUUUUCAGGAUUCCGCUCCGAAAUAGGCCAAAGAGUUCAGUUAAGUGAGGGAGAUAUUCGACAAACUAAGAAACUCUACAAAUGCGCAGGUUUCAGUCGAAUCUAAGAUUUUUCACAUUACAUGUUUCGUUUUUUCCAGAUUGCGGUGGCACUUUAAUGCAAGAGUCCGGAAAUCUGGCAAUUCAACACGAAGGCACAUGCAUAUGGCACAUUAUCUCGCCGCAAGGGCACACCAUCUUUCUGAACAUCACAGGUCUCUCUUUCUCUUUCUCUCUCUUCCUUCGUUUUCCCUCUUUUGCACGCAUUCAUUCAACUCUGCCCGGAAAUGGGAUUUUUUGCGCUUCUCAUUCUCACUUCUCACUUCCUCGUCAUGAUUGCUGAAGCGGAUCCGCUGGCGUGGAAAAAACGUUCUCUGAAGUUAUUGUCAAAGUAGAAAUUAAAGUUCCGGUUCCGAGUUAUCAGUUGAGUUGCUUGUUUAUCACAUAGUACGCGUGGUUAUCAAUCAGUGGUCUUCCGAGAAAAAGCGCUCCUAACUCCCUACUGACAAUGCCGGCGCCGAUAAAUCACGGUUUGCGGAUGCGGAUGACGAGGCGUGGGUGAUAUUGCUGUUCCUCUCCCCUCCACAGAGAAGAUCCGUCGCGACCGACUCGCACCGCUUUUUACCCCAUUUCAUUUCCGUGCCAAUGUAAAAGUGUAAGUGUCUCUGGCUCUCUUAUCCCGCUGCUCGGUGUUCUUUUCUUUUCCCUCCCGUCUUCCACCUCCCCGCCUGGUCGCCGCGACUGUGAGCGUGUGCACACAUACGCACCAGCUAAUGACUUGCCCACUAGCACAUAAACCUCAUAUGCGAUGGGGAGGAAGCGAAUGAGAGGGAAGGCUCGGGAGGCCCGAUCCCAUCGUUUUUUCCUGCCGUGUCUGCCGAGGAGGCGGUGGCGGUGGCGGCGAUAGGAACAACCAGCGACCUCUUUUCUUUGUCUUCUUGUUCUAUUCUACUAACUUAUUGAUUCAGUCCACUGGAUCGGCGCUGUUCGCAAUUUGGGGUCAAAGUGUCUAGAGAACACAAUUAUAUAUAUUUUUCCAGUUUUUUCUCGUUUACACAUGUCCCAGCUUCAAAAAAUCCAAAUAAAAUUCAGGAUCUACACUAAACCCACCUGCUGUACCAUGCUCGGAAGAACGGGGAAACUUCAUAACAAUUCGCGACGGAGUAUCAAUCGCCUCUCCCGUGUUAGGUUUGUGUUGUGCCUUCACAUUACCUAGUUUUUUUCAUAAUACCCCGUUUCCAGAUCGGAUUUGUGGAGAUGAUACCCAGUUUCGGACCAUCGCCUCGUCUGGAAACCGAAUGACGAUUCAAGUGAAAUCCACGGACCCCUCUCCUUCUCUGCCAUUUGCCACGUACUACGCCAUCUGUGGAGGACCAAUUUAUGCAAACGAAGGAGUUAUACACGUGAGACGAAGAUUGGUGCGUUCAUUUAAGGGAAAGAUGAGUUUCAGAGCCCCAAAUAUCCUGAAUCCUAUCCGCCAAACAGUGAUUGUCAGUGGACGAUUCAUGUGGACGAGAACAGUCAAGUAGCAAUUGAGUUCGUGUACUUCCAUGUGAGCUUGGCUUACAAUUUUUCGGGUUUUAAUGACUUCUCUCAGUUGGAGCAACACAAAGAGUGCAUAUAUGACCGCCUGAUCCUAACCGAAGGAACACCAAAGUCCCAUGAAGUGACCGAAACGUUCUGUGGACUAAUCGAGAAAAAGACAGUCGUCAGCAAAACCAGUCAGAUUUCAUUACGGUACCCCAUUUCCCCUUUAUCUACACGCUUUCUUUGUCGUCAGAUUCUUCUCUGACAACUCGGUUCAAAAGUCAGGAUUCGAAUUGCGAUUCUCAAAGGAGCUCAACGAAUGCGCGACUGAAAAAAAUGUCUGCCAUCAUUAUUGUGUAAAUACUGUUGGUGAGUCAAAUCAGGAAAAGAAAACGCAGAAGCGGAGGUCAUUUAUCUUUUUCGAAUGCCAUGCAAAAAAAAUUUUCCACGACAGCUGUUCCGUUAGGGGCGACGCCCGGGCUUUCUUGAUGGGGAUCGAUGUACCAUAGGACAUCUGCUCUAUGAUUUUCCACCAUUUUCCCGUUUUAGAAUGCUCUUGCCCUUUGUCUUAGCUGACGCCGUAAAAGGCCAAAAAGUCAUAACUUUUUCCUCUAACGGUAUCCAGGGAGAUGCGAACGUCAGCGCGCAGACAUGUUGAUUUACCACCAUACUUUUGAAUGUCAAGAAAAUGUCAUCGAAUUUCAUCCUUUUUUCAGCUCAAAAAAAGCCGUUAACGCUGAAAUUGUGUGGUGAAUGGGAAAUUGAAAAUUGAAAAAAAAAGAGCAGAAGGAAAUAGGAAAAAACGGACUUCAUUCUCUUUUGUGAGGGAUUAUUCAAAUGGCCAGAACGUUCUAUCCUCACCGGAAGAAAAGCCAAUGUUUUAUUCAGGCGGAUUCAAAUGCGCAUGCCGCGUAGGCUACAGUCUAUCCAGCAACGGAUUCUCGUGCGACAGCACUUGUGGCGGCUACCUCAAAUCUUCGAACGGAUCGAUCGCCUCGCCAAACUUUCCGGAGAUGUACCCGAGUUCGAAAACGUGUGUCUGGGAGAUUGAAGCACCCGAAGGUUACCACAUCUUCCUGAACUUCACCAAAUUUAACGUGGAAGGAAUGAGAACUGAGUGUGCUUACGAUUACGUGAAGAUUGGAGACAGCGAGAAACUCUGUGGAGAGUACCGUAAGUUAUAUUCAACUUUCAGAGGUCUGACAAAAACCUUUUUGACAGACGAACCACUACUCUUCACAACACCCCGUAAUCGCGUUCGCAUCGAAUUCAGCUCGGAUUCAUCCGUCGAGCGUGAUGGAUUCUUCGCAAACUUCAUCGCAGACUUUGAUGAAUGCCAGAACGACAAUGCUGGAUGCGAGCAUUCGUGCCAAAACCGAUUAGGUAAUUCACGAGUUUGAUGGAUCCGACUGAAUCCAUCAAUUUCCAGGGUCGUAUGUGUGUACGUGUAAUGCUGGCUACAUCUUGGCAGAGGACAAGCACAACUGUAAAGAGGGCAGCUGCUUUUUCGAAGUCAAUGCACCGGCCGGUAUCUGAGUGGAUUGUUCGAUAUGUUCUUUUUCGAAUGUACUUUUAGGUGAUAUCAAUUCUCCAAACCAUCUGAACGACUACCCAAAAGGACAAAACUGCUCCUGGCACUUUGUAACCACUCCCGGACAUCGGCUAAUGCUCGUAAGACAUCAGAACCAAAAACAAAUUCUCUUUCUUUUCGCAGACGUUCUCCAGUUUCCAAGUCGAAGAGCACUCGCAGUGCAAGUACGACGCCGUUUCGGUGUUCGACGGCGGAGAUGGUUCCUCCCAAUUAGCUGGUGAGUUGGAAGCUUUCAUGACUGUUGGCUGUCCCCACCUCUUCCCUUUUCUGAUUUCCACUUUUCACAUACACUUUUUGGUCAGGCGUUUUUUGCGGAUUGGCCCCGCCUCCUUUGCUUCUGUCAUCCUCCAACGAGCUCUAUCUCACUUUCACUUCCGACGCGUCCGUCUCGAGACGAGGCUUUCAGGCUCAUUACACUUCUGGUGAGCCCCUUUUUGUUUUGUUUUGAUUGAAGUCGUCGAUUGUCAGUAAUGUGAUGUUAUGUUUCAGUGUGCGGAGGACGACUCAGCGCCGAAUCCACUCCCGGACACAUCUACUCUCAUGCGACUUUUAGUGAUAGCAAGUAUGGAAAGAAUCAGGUACGUCCGUCUUACGGUAGACUUGACAUUCCUCGUGAUGAUUCUAAGAAUGAGCAUUAGUCAGAACUACCAGUUUUUUUCACCUUUUGAAACCAACGGAAUGGAAAUGUUGAUCUAAUUUGUUACACAUGGUUCACAGCUUUUCUCUAUGAAACUACAGUAAUCCUGACUGAACAGACUGGUCGCGGACCUAUUUAGAUGAUCUUUUGAUUAAUGACGCAGUCUGAAUAGUUUUUUAGACCAUCUUAUCUACAUAAUUACCCCCUUUCCUCCGGUGCUCUCUUAUUCCCUCUUCUGACAUUUUUUGUUCGUUUUUUGCAACGAAAGCUUAUUUCAAUUUCACAUUAUUCAAAUCGGCAAUCUCAUUUCCUUCUGCUUUUGAGCUUCUUUGCAAUUUCUAACUGUAUAACGACUUUCUCAUUCAUUCUAUUCAAUUUCCGCUCACUUUUUUCUUAUGACGUGUGAUGGGAGAGUCUGCUCCAGCGUUUUUCUUCGGUUUCUCAGCUUAGCACACACACACACACACACACAAAAGUUUCGAGAUUUGGAGGAGGCAGAAACGAAUGCCCGGAGGCCUUGAACGACGAGAAAGUGGGCAGGGGAAAGAGUAUUAGAAAGGGGACCUCUUGGCGCCCGGGCGCCCGGCGACCAAGGCCCGCAGGCAUGGAAAGAGUCGGGCUACGGUACUUCUUUUGCUCACGUACACCAUUUUAUUGCUAUGCUCAUAGUUAUGGGACUCCAAUUAUGCAUUUACGAGUCGAUUUUUUCUUUUUUAGGACUGCUCGUGGAGUGUGACAGCAAAAUCGCCAGGACGAGGUGUACGCAUUCAUUUUUCGACGUUCAAUAUUGAAUCGGAAGAAGGGUGUCAGUACGAUUAUAUUGAAGUAAGAAACGUUGGAAGGGUUACGGUAGUUGAACAAUCUACCGUAAUCCUUUCUGAAUCCUAGCUAAUUGAAAACAACACAAUUGUACAGAUAUAUGAUGGGUCAGAAGCCACGCCUGAACUUCUGAUAGGAAGAUAUUGUGGAGAUGCCAUCCCGGAGCCCGUCACAAGUACUGGUAAGCAAGGGGCAAUAUGACAAGAGCACAAAAAUACAUAAAUGUACCUUUUUGCAGGGUCCGAGCUCCUUCUGAUCAUGCAUACUGACAACGCAGAAGAAGAGAAAGGAUUCGUAGCUGAGUAUCGGGAAGCCAAGAGAUCCACAACUUCCAAACGGAAAAACCAGCUGCGAACUCGUCACGACCCAUUCCAAGAGCCUAUUCAUGAUCGACUCAAAGAAUAG
Messenger RNA from Caenorhabditis sp. 36 PRJEB53466, 6720 nucleotides. The record is from the annotation of a GenBank genome assembly. NCBI's taxonomy places the organism in Eukaryota, Metazoa, Nematoda, Chromadorea, Rhabditida, Rhabditidae.